This is a messenger RNA of Ogataea haglerorum, 594 nucleotides long. RefSeq lists its product as uncharacterized. The record is from RefSeq and is a predicted model, not a curated record. Gene Ontology annotation, biological process: retrograde vesicle-mediated transport, Golgi to endoplasmic reticulum. The transcript has 2 exons. The coding region runs from base 1 to 594 and encodes 197 amino acids. Lineage: Eukaryota; Fungi; Ascomycota; Pichiomycetes; Pichiales; Pichiaceae. Gene Ontology annotation, molecular function: SNAP receptor activity.
AUGGGAUUGGACUUGAAUCGUGAUCUCCACGACUUCCAGCACUGGCUCAAUGAACUCCAAACUAGCAUGUAUGAGUUUAAGCAUCUAAAGAUAACAAAUGACACAGACUUGGAGUUCGUGCGUCUGAGUACUCAGACUAAGACAACGGAAUUGUAUGAAAAGCUAGAAGAACUUGAAAAUGUCAUCAGCGUGAAACUUGAUUGCGUAUCUGGAGAUGCUCAGAAAGACAUAGAAUACCAGUUUGCGCUACUCAAAGAGCGUUUUUUUGAUGUUAGAGUAGAUUUUAGAGAGUUAUUACUGUCCUCUAAAUCUUGGACGGUGCAAGAGGAAGAAGUGCAAAAUGAUGAGUUGACGAACGAGCCGAUCCUAGAUGAUCAUAAUCUCGAAAAACUCACCAAGGAAGAACAGCUGCUGAACAAAAACUCGCUUCUCACGAAUAAGCUACAAAGUGUGAAUCAAUUGCUACAGUCAUCGCUUUUGGCCAGCGAGAUGAAUAUUUCAGAUCUUGCACAUUCAACGAAUUCCCUGACAGACUUAUCGAAUAAAUACAGUUAUUUCACAGAUGUGCUUCAAAAGAUCCAGUUGUGGAACUGA